Notolabrus celidotus (New Zealand spotty) is the source of this 2132-nucleotide messenger RNA. It is a transcript of the gene dpagt1, whose product is annotated as dolichyl-phosphate (UDP-N-acetylglucosamine) N-acetylglucosaminephosphotransferase 1 (GlcNAc-1-P transferase). Gene Ontology annotation, molecular function: UDP-N-acetylglucosamine-dolichyl-phosphate N-acetylglucosaminephosphotransferase activity. Gene Ontology annotation, biological process: protein N-linked glycosylation; dolichol-linked oligosaccharide biosynthetic process. The record is from RefSeq and is a predicted model, not a curated record. NCBI's taxonomy places the organism in Eukaryota, Metazoa, Chordata, Actinopteri, Labriformes, Labridae. Gene Ontology annotation, cellular component: membrane.
AUGACACCUGUACCGUCCUACCGCUGCCCAGAGUCCCAGGGAGUCAUCAGUGGGACAGUCUUCCUCAUCAUCCUCUUCUGCUUCAUACCAGUGCCUUUCCUCAGCUGCUUUGUAGGAGAUCAGUGCACUGGAUUCCCACAUAACGAGUUUGUGCAGCUGAUCGGAGCUCUUCUAGCCAUCUGUUGCAUGAUCUUCCUGGGCUUUGCAGAUGACGUCCUGAACCUGCAGUGGAGACACAAGCUUCUACUUCCCACCAUGGCUUCCCUGCCGCUCCUUAUGGUCUAUUUUACUAACUUCGGCAACACGGUUAUUGUAGUUCCCAAGCCCUUCAGAGCCCUGCUUGGGUUGCACUUGGACCUGGGUAUCCUCUACUACGUCUACAUGGGAAUGCUUGCUGUAUUCUGCACAAAUGCCAUCAACAUACUGGCAGGCAUCAAUGGCAUCGAGUCGGGUCAAGCCCUAUUUAUCUCUGGCUCCAUCAUAAUCUUUAACCUGGUGGAGCUCAGUGGGGAUUACCGUGAUGACCAUGUUUUCUCCCUCUACUUCAUGAUACCAUUCUUCUUCACCACAUUAGCACUUUUUUACCACAACUGGUACCCUUCAUCUGUGUUUUGUGGAGACUUCUGCUACUUUGCUGGGAUGACAUUUGCUGUAGUCGGCAUCCUCGGGCACUUCAAAACAAUGCUACUGUUCUUCAUCCCUCAAGUAGUUAACUUCUUCAUCUACUCGUUGCCUCAGCUUUUUCACAUCGUCCCCUGUCCCAGACAUCGGCUCCCCAGGUUGCAACCAGAGACGGGGAAACUGUGGAUGAGCUAUUCCAAAUUCAAAAGAAAGGACCUCUCGAAACUAGGACAGCUCAUUCUGACGGUGGCAGAGUUAUUGAAACUGCUAGAGGUGCGGAGCUCCCAGGGGGACGAUGAUUUUAUUGAAUGCAACAACAUGACUUUAAUAAAUCUGGUUCUGAAAUUACUUGGUCCUACUCAUGAGAGAAACCUCACCACCAUCAUGCUCAUCAUUCAGGUGAUGGGCAGUGCAUUGGCUUUUGGGAUCCGUUAUCAUCUGGUGCGUCUCUUCUACGAUGUCUAGCCAUCUCUCUAAGGAUGGGAGAGAAUCCUGACUGAGAAAAUUUGAAUUUUGUUCUAAAGCUACUUCACAGGCUCCUGUUUCAUCUGCCUUUUGAUAGGUUUCAUUACCUCACUGUUACUUUUCUGCCUCAGACUCAACCUGCAGUAAAGACCCAGAGCGAGGUUUAAAGCUGUGUUUUAAUUUGUGCAGCAUUUUCAGACUUAAGCAGCAGAAGUGAAUAAUAAUCUCCUGGUUUUAGUAAAAACGAACCCAACAGGAAAUUGUGACUGGGCCUUCAUCGUGCUUCCCCUGAAAGUAUAUUUUCAUACUUUUUUUCUGAGGAAGUGAUGCCUUUCGGUCAUCUGGGAAGCAAACAUCAACGGCUAAUUGCUGCUAAAUUGUUAACAUUUGAUAACAGAUUCAUGGAUGUGGAAGUGCUCCAGAAUUAUACCAAUUCAUGUAAUGAUCCACUGUUGAAUCUAAAAUGGCUUAAAGAAGAUGUCUCCACUCGCACUUCAUUUUGCAAAGUUAUCAAUACAUGUAGCUUGGGUGGGAAAGUAUCAUUCAGUUCUUGUUUUUCAACAUGCUUCCUUUUUUUACCUCUGUACAAAUGCACAAUAAAGGUGAUUGUGAAGAAAAGCAGCGGAAUAAAAAGGUCAGGUGGUUAUAAUCAGUAUGAGGACCAUCAUAAGAGUUAGUUGGGACAAAUAGAGGGGGUGUUAGCAAAGAGAAAGAGAGAUUAUUUGACCUGUGAUGGUAUAAAAGUUACUGAAGGUGUGUAGAAGAAGUUUGUCCCGCCCACAAUAAGGAGAACUGGUUGUUGAUACAUUUCUUGGAAUUAUAGGAUACAUAUCUGUAUUUUUAUGACUGAUAUGCGUUUUCCUAAAGUGUUCAGCAUAAAUCAAUGUGAAGUCAUUUGGCACUGGACUGCUUUGUUAAGCAAUGUAAUGUCAAGUCAGAAACUUCACUGCUGAGAGAUUCCAAUUGAGAAAUAAAAGCUGAGAAAUUGUUCUGUAAAAGUGUGCUAUCAUUGUGAUCUGCAGUGGUUGAAGAUGCUGAUGUAAGAU